Encephalitozoon cuniculi GB-M1 is the source of this 495-nucleotide messenger RNA. Its product is annotated as S-adenosylmethionine-dependent methyltransferase. Gene Ontology annotation, molecular function: protein methyltransferase activity; nucleic acid binding; S-adenosylmethionine-dependent methyltransferase activity. Gene Ontology annotation, cellular component: eRF1 methyltransferase complex. Gene Ontology annotation, biological process: methylation. The transcript has a single exon. NCBI's taxonomy places the organism in Eukaryota, Fungi, Microsporidia, Unikaryonidae. The record is from RefSeq and is marked provisional. The coding region runs from base 1 to 495 and encodes 164 amino acids.
AUGGACUGGUACGAGCCUGGCGAGGACACGUACACUCUGAUGGAUGCCCUGGAGAGAGAAGGACUAGAGAUGAAAAUUGUUUUAGAUCUCGGGACCUCUACAGGUGUGAUAACAGAGCAGCUAAGGAAGAGAAACACCGUUGUGUCGACCGACCUCAACAUCAGAGCACUUGAAAGCCAUAGGGGAGGGAACCUUGUGAGGGCUGAUCUGCUGUGCAGCAUCAACCAGGAGUCCGUGGAUGUCGUUGUGUUCAAUCCACCGUAUGUGCCAGAUACAGAUGAUCCCAUCAUAGGGGGAGGAUACUUGGGAAGAGAGGUUAUCGACAGGUUUGUCGACGCUGUCACUGUUGGGAUGCUCUAUCUUCUUGUGAUAGAGGCAAACAGGCCUAAGGAGGUGCUUGCACGGCUUGAAGAAAGGGGGUAUGGAACAAGAAUUCUCAAGGUAAGGAAGAUUCUGGGCGAGACGGUUUAUAUCAUCAAGGGUGAAAAGAGUUGA